Molecule: messenger RNA, 795 nt
Organism: Didymodactylos carnosus
Lineage: Eukaryota; Metazoa; Rotifera; Eurotatoria; Philodinida; Philodinidae
Source: the annotation of a GenBank genome assembly
AUGGGUAAUUCAAUAGGUAUACAUGGACAGGAGUAUACGGCAGUAUUACCAGAGAGAUUGAGUGAUGAACGACUGAUGAAAUUGGAAGCAAAAACGCGAUGUUCUAAAGAUAAAAUUGAACAAUAUUAUCAAGAUUUUCGUUUAAAUCAUCCAACUGGUUAUAUAACAAAAAAAGAAUUUUUACAUGCUUAUAAGUUAUUAUUUCCACAUUCGAAACAUGCUAUGCGUGCAUUUCGAAAAGCUGAUCUGAAACAUUCGGGUAAAAUUAAUUUUUUCGAAUAUGUUAUUGCAAUGGAGCAAAAUUCGCAAAGAGAAAAAUUAACAGUACCUGGCUGUUCAUUAGGUCAAGUUACACAUUUGAUAAAAGAAGGCUCAUUAGAUUAUAUGCUGAAUGAUGCCGACGAAAUAACAUUCUUACUGGAAACGAAUAAUAUGUCCUUUGUGAGUGCCAUGUCAACAGUUGUUCUAAAUAAACUGAAACUUCUUAUACAAAUAGUUAAACGUUUAUAUCCUAAUGUAACAAUAAAUGUAUUUACAAUUCUGUUACGGCGGGAUUCCGAAUGUAUUGUGUUAUCUAUUGCUAAAUAUAAUUAUAUAAUGAGAAAAGCAUUCGAACCUGAUAGGAAAACAAGUUCAAAGAUGAAAGAAAUAUCACUACCAACGACAAAUAUAACGUUAAUCUGGAAUGAUAAAAAUAUUGAUGGUAAAGAAGAUACGAAAGAAACGUCAAAAAUGCUUUCUGACAUAAAUAAUUACGCCGUUUUCUCUACGGGAUGGGACAAAUGUGUUAAAUAA